Molecule: messenger RNA, 951 nt
Organism: Prorocentrum cordatum
Lineage: Eukaryota; Dinophyceae; Prorocentrales; Prorocentraceae
Source: the annotation of a GenBank genome assembly
AGGCCUUCGACGACCUCCCCGACGCGGACAAGACAAGGGUGCUGGAGCACAUUAUGGCCGAGCGGCACGUGGAGGGCGCCGUCUUCUCGCGCACCGAGCCUCGGCAUAAGCAGGUGAUCGUCAAGAUCCUGCGGUCGCUGGGCGAGAUUGCCGCGAUGACGGGCGACGGCGUCAACGACGCGCCAGCCCUCAAGCAGGCCGACAUCGGCAUAGCCAUGGGCCUCACCGGCACCGAGGUCGCGAAGGAGGCUUCCGACAUGGUCCUGGCGGACGACAACUUCUCCUCCAUCGUCUCCGCCGUCGAGGAGGGGCGGUCCAUCUACAACAACAUGAAGGCCUUCAUCCGCUACUUGAUCUCGUCAAACAUCGGUGAGGUGGCCUCCAUCUUCCUGACGGCCGCUCUCGGCAUCCCAGAAGGGCUUGCCCCGGUGCAGCUGCUAUGGGUGAACCUGGUGACCGACGGUCUCCCCGCCACCGCGCUGGGCUUCAACCCGCCAGACCUCAAUGUCAUGAUAAGGCCGCCACGGCGAAAGGAUGACAACCUCAUCUCGGGGUGGGUCUUUUUCAGGUACAUGGUGAUCGGCAUGUACGUGGGCGUGGCGACCGUGGGCAUCUUCGUAUACUGGUACUGCCUCGACCAGAGCGAGGAUCAGCACACGCUCGUUGACAUCGGCGAGCUCAUGACGUGGGGGUCGUGCUCGAAGUGGAACGGCUUCGCGCCCAAGGGCAUCCUCGGCAUGAGUUUCGAGAAGGAGCCGUGCUCGUUCUUCACCGCGGGCAAGGUGAAGGCGUCCACGCUGUCGCUGACCGUUCUGGUCAUCAUAGAGAUGCUGAACGCGCUGAACGCUUUGUCGGAGGACGGCUCGCUGCUGCAGAUGCCGCCGUGGGCGAACCCGUACCUCGUGGUGGCCUGCAUCGGGUCAGUGCUGGUCCACUUCGUGAUCCUCUACG